This is a messenger RNA of Hirundo rustica (Barn swallow), 2131 nucleotides long. RefSeq names its product F-box protein 47 (gene FBXO47). Bases 1 to 1359 code for a protein of 452 amino acids. The transcript is spliced from 10 exons. The record is from RefSeq and is a predicted model, not a curated record. Lineage: Eukaryota; Metazoa; Chordata; Aves; Passeriformes; Hirundinidae. Gene Ontology annotation, molecular function: protein binding.
AUGACCUCGAGCGCAGGGAGCGGCUGUCCCUCGGCCCCCAGGCAGAAGCAGAGGCGGAGUGGCCGCCGCUCCGGCCACACCUCGGGCAGGGAACCCCAGGCUCAGUCAGCGCUGGGGGAUUUCCAAACACUCCCCUUGGAGAUCUUCCAAAUGGUGUUGAAUUAUCUCUCAGUGAAGGACAUCAGCAUGCUGAGCAUGGUGUCCAAAACCAUCAGCGGCCUCCUGAUUAAUUACAUCUCCACCUCGUCAGGGAGCCGCCGGCUGCUGCUGCAGGACUUCCACCGCCCGCAGCUCCCCGGCAGCAGAGGAGGAGCCUCCAUCCUGGAGCACUACAAAGCUCUAGGGCUGCUGCUCAAGAGGUGCACCCUGCUGCUGCCCACCAGGGACAGGCUCAAGUACGUGCACAAGGUGCUCUCAGGGGUUUCCUGUUUCAAGCUGAAUGGUUGUGCCAGUCCUCUGCACUGCCUGGGCUUUCAGUGCUACGGGGUGUUCUUGCAGAUCCUGACCGCGGGCUGGGAUGAGCUCGAGUGCCACCGGGUGUUCAACUUCCUCUGGGAGCUCGGCAACUUAGCCCAGAAAGUGCAGACGGUGGUCAGCAGCAAACCAGGCAGCUCCCGCAGGCUGGAGCUGCGCAUCCGCCUCUUCUGCCGGGAGGUGCUGCUGUCCCCCGGGAGCCGCCGCAGCGACUCGGCCUUCUGGCUCACGCGUAUCCUCAAGCCCUGGCCCAUGGUCAACCAGGCCCGCCUGCUCUACAUCAUCUUCGGGCCCGUGUCCCCCCGCGACGGACACGUGGUCUGGCAGAAAAUGAUAGAAGGACCAACAGACGAGACCAGUCUGAAGGGUUUAGCUGAUGCAGUUAAGCUGCUGUACGGUACAGAAGCUAGAGAAUGGACAGCAGAUGAUGUUAUCAGUCUUGUGGAUGAGCUGUCAGUCAUUCCCCAGGAGUGGCUGAUGGAGAACAACGCUCGGCUCCUCCUCCUCAGUGGGAACAGCAUCUGCUUCACCUUCCUGGCCAGCAAAGCUGUGAAUGGCAGAGCUGUGGAGCUGGCCAGGCUCAUGGUCUUCAUGGCUCUGGUGUGUGAGAAGGACCUGUACUGCAUGGACUGGGCAGUGAAGAUGAUGCAGAAGGUCUGCAAGGUUUUCAGCACAGCCUGGGAGAAAAACAACUUCCUGCAGUGCCUGGAGGACACCUUCGCUCACAUGCUGAUGGACAUGCUGCAGGCAGUGCUGGCUGGGGAGCGGGAUGAGGAGGACAGCAGCUUCCUGAACCUGUUCCACCUGGUGAACGCUCAGGCCAACUUCCACAAGGAAAUCCUCUACAUGGCCAUGGGCAGCAGCAGCAGCAGCAGCAGCGCCUGAGUCCCACGGAGCGCUCCUCUCUUCCUGCUGGAUUUCUCUUCCUUUUCCCUUGGACAUUUGCAGAGAAAUCUCCGAUUCUUUCUGGAAUUCCCGGUAAGGGCUGGAGGUGCAGAAUUUGGGCCCGUCCGUGCCAGGCCGGCUGAGGGAGCUCGAGGAGGGUUUGGGGAGCGGAAUUCCAUCCUGCUCCACUCCUCCAGGGAAGAGGGCCGGCGCCUCUCCCUCGGGAACACAAACCGCAUUCUUUUCCCACUCUGUGUGUGUUUGCACACACAAUAAAAAUGUCGUGGUUUCCACACACGGCCGAUGUGCAGACACCAGCUGAAGCUCGUGUUGUCUUAGCCCAGAACCCCAAACAUUCUGAGCUCUUGGAUUUGUUUUCUCCUGGGAAUCGGAGGAGAGAGGGAGGGACGGGAUUUGAGGAGCUGCACUUUUCCAGCUUGCCAAGGUCUCUAACUCGGGCUGGGACAGAAAUGCUCCCUAGUUUGUACACUCAGCUUUGGCUAAAGGUGAUUUCUGGAAGCAAUUCCAGUGCUUUGAUCAAGCACGGCACUCUUCCCUCUCAAUCUCCAAAAGAAACUUCCAAGCUCUCCCCCUGCCCCAGGUAGCAACUGUUGAAGCGUUUUAGGGUUUAGCCAAGUUGAAGACACCCAUUAAACACAUUAAAUUACAACACUGCUUCAUUAAAUGGAUAAAUGUUUGCUGCUCAGAGAAGGGUUUGAUUUUCUGCUCUGCUGCCUUCCGGACAAACCCCUGUGAGGGCAAUAAAAGGCAC